AAAAGGCACUGGGAGGCUUGGUCUGUCCACGUCAAGCAAAGAGAGAGAGAGAGAGCGAGAGAGGCAGAGUGCAGUUCAGUCGCCAGGCUGCACAGAUCUCUCAACUUUUCCAGCAGCGAAGAGGAAGAGAAGGAAUAAAACUUCUUGGGUUAUUCCGAGCCGACAGUGCUACAGUGAUCAGAAGUGCCUGGGCAUUGGAGGAAAGAAGCAAAUGACCCGGAGAGGGAGAGAAGGAGAGAGGCAUCGCUGUUGUGGACUGGAGGGAGCGGUGCUGUGAAUUAGCAAAGAAUUCGCAUCCAGAGCAGUUUAGCAUUACAGCAAGAGAAGCCUAUGCUCCGGCUGGAAGAAUCCCAGUAUGGAAGAAGUACUGGCAACUCUGCCCUGGCAACUCUCUCCCUGAACUGCUGCUUCUCCUCUGACUCAGGUAACAAUGGGGGGCUUCUGAUCUGUAGACCCUCGGGCACAUGUGAAACUGAGAAGGUGGGCCCCACAUCCCACCUGGACCUGUAGGGCCACUCCUUCUAAAUGAUCAUGGCUACCAUGGGCGGUCAUGACGGCUACAAUAUCCAAGCCACCGCCGCCAUUGCAGCUGUCACCACCUUCCUCAUCAUCUUCACCAUCUUUGGCAACAUUCUGGUGAUCAUUGCUGUGCUGACCAGCAGGUCUCUGAAAGCCCCACAGAACCUUUUCCUGGUGUCCCUUGCGGCCGCAGACAUCCUAGUGGCCACCCUCAUCAUCCCCUUCUCUCUUGCCAAUGAGUUGAUGGGCUACUGGUAUUUCAGCAGGACAUGGUGUAAAGCCUACCUGGCCUUGGAUGUUCUCUUCUGCACAGCCUCCAUCGUGCAUCUCUGUGCCAUCAGUCUGGACCGGUACUGGUCGGUGAGCAGAGCCAUUGAGUACAACUCCAAGAGGACCCCACGGAGAAUCAAGUGCACCAUCCUUGUGGUGUGGCUGAUUGCGGCAGUCAUCUCCUUGCCUCCGCUGGUCCUCAAUGAAAACCCAAACAAUGCCAAAGAGGAUGCAAGGAGGUGUGAGCUGAAUGAGGAGCCCUGGUACAUCCUCUCCUCCAGCACCUGCUCUUUCUUUGCCCCCUGCGUCAUUAUGAUCUUGGUGUAUAUUAGGAUCUACUUCAUAGCCAAGCGUCGAAACAAGCAGAGGACUCAAGCUAAGAAGCCCAAGACAAAGGCGGAAGAAGGGGUGCCCCAAAUCAUCGCCGUUCCAUCUGUCGAAACCUCUCCCAAGCAGGACCAAUCCAAGCCUCAGGGAGAAGGGGAGCCAAAUGGACAUCAGGUACCCACUCAGGAAAGUGACCAACCAGAGACCCAUUGCCUCUCUACUGAGAAGUUUUCUCUUGUAAGCCAGGAGGAGAAAGACCCAGAGCCAGCAACUGCCACCAGCCCUUCUCAGUCCCUGCCUGAGAAGAAGCCAUCAUCUUCAGAGUGCUUUCCCCCUAGCAGCAUCAAGCAGGGCAAUGGACCCCCCCAGAGCUCCCCUCAGGGCAUGGACACCUUGGCCACUGCGAGAGGGGAGGUCCUGCUGGUGAGGAGGGUGAAGACCCUCAGUGCCAACCCCUGGAAGAGGAAGACACACCUCAACCGGGAGAAGAGGUUCACCUUUGUCCUGGCUGUGGUGAUCGGGGUCUUUGUCAUCUGUUGGUUCCCUUUCUUCUUCCUCUACAGCCUCCGGGCCAUCUGUCCCCCAGAGCACUGUCCAAUCCCAGAUAGCACCUUUAAGUUUUUCUUCUGGAUUGGCUACUGCAACAGCUCCUUGAACCCUGUCAUAUAUACCAUCUUCAAUCAGGACUUUCGUAAGGCUUUUAGGAAGAUUCUCUGCAGGCAGUGGACUCAGACUGCCUGGUAAGAGAGGCUGGGUGAGGGCAAGCAAGCAAGCAAUUCAGAGUGCAUGGGGACCCUUGUGGAAACGGAACUCAUCAUGCUAUUUAAACUAAACAAAGAAAAAUAUAUUUAUUUGUUGGCUUUUGUGUUUGUAGAAAGGGGAGUGAGGUGAGUGCUGGAUAGAAACUGGCUUUUCAGGCAGUCGAUUUUAGUUCAGCUAUCUCUGUCUGUGUGUGUAUAACGCAGACCCACACCCAUAUGUUCCGCCAACAUAUUUUUUUUCACCAAAAGAUUAUGUGCCAAUGCCAAAUAUAUUCUGAUUAGUUGGGUCAAAGGAACCUUUUUUCCUAAAUCCUGUGGCUGAAUGAGAGUGUGCUCAAGGGUUGCCAGCUUUGCAAACUAUCCCUGUUGCUGUGCCUUUAACAGCAGCUUGAUCUGCAGGGAUUAGCAGGUGAUAAUGUUUUUGUCUUCAUGCUGCAAAAAGCUUCCUGCGUGAUUCCUGCAGACUAAGAUGCUGUCAAGGCAAAGGAGCAACCCUGGCAAAUUUCCUCGCCUCCUGACCACUUGGCAGCCUCCUGUGCCAUCCAGGUAAGCCACAAAAAAGUAAUCAGUUAAACAGCCUAUAACUAAUCCAUUUAUAUCUGUAAAUGAUGAACAUGCUUCAGAAGAAAUCUGCAAAGUGUCUAUUUCUCUGCUCAGGAAUCUAGGACUGAAAAUUCUCUUUCAGGGGCAUGUUGGCAGCUAUGAAGGCAUGAUAGUCAGGUUGCCAACUGGCCAAAAUAAAAUGGAUGGGACUGCUCCUGUGCCUUUGACAGAAAAUUUGUAUACAGGUGUCGGCAUGGAAAUAGUGUUGCUUGCUAACGUCUGCACAUUGAAAUGCUGUUCUUAAAGGCACAGUGCAGGCAGGGCUGGAAGCAAAAGUUGGUGGUUGAAAUGGUCUGAUUUUUUUUUUUAAAGGGUGAUUUGAGCCAAAUGUUGAUGUUUGUUGUAUUUGAUUGCAGCCAGCUAUUGGGAAAUUCCCUGGAUGGUGCUUUUUGACAUGGUAGGCUUGUUAACUUCUAAAAAUCAGCUCUUCUCCUGUGCCUUUAAAGGCAGAAUGAUUUUGGAGAAAUUUAGAAAGGCAAGCUUUUGUAGCUCUUUCGGUUCCACAUCAAGAAAAACUUCAGCUGUUACAUUUAUGCAAGUUAAGCUGCUGUUAAAAGCACAAAAGCAGCCCUGUUUAAAAAUAGCAGCAGCAAAGUAGCAACUUGGGUUGUUUUUAUCGUGUUUCCUAUUCCUUUGCUUCUGGAGUCCUCACAGAUAACAUCAAAUAUUUCUGCACUGGAGGUGGUUGGACUAGAUGAUCCUUGGGGUCUCUUCCAACUCUAUGAUUCUAAAUUCUUCCCAUGGAACAUGUGCAUGGAAGGGUAGGCACUGACUUCUAAAUCAGGAAAGCAAAGUCUUCUAAGACACCAGAUGCUUUUUGCUACUAUUUAGGGUUGGCAACUGACUAAGAAGAAAACUCCAGUCUGGUCUGUGUUUUGACCUUCAAGAGCAGCUUGAUCUGUAGAAAUCAACAAACGAAGUCCCCUUGAGCUAUAGACUGCCUAUUGUACACAGUUUAAAGGGCUAUUGAAGGCACAGCUGAAGUGGCCCUUUGAAAAUUUGGCAGCUAGGUUACUAUGUUCGGAGGAAGGGUUCAGGUGUGCAAAAUUGGCCUGAGCUGUGUUAAUGUGGAAGGAGGAAACGCAUUCACACGUGGAGGUGGGCAGAAGAGGUGGGUUCCCACAGCAGCACAAAGUCCAGUUUUGUUGGUAUGGGUUUGUAGUAGUCCUAUUGAAAUUAAUUGACAUGUCUAACUUAGGUCCAUUAAUUUCAAUGGGUCUACACUGAGUAGAAGUUAGUUGGAUGCAGACCUACAUCCCCAAGGACUGCAGCAUUGAAUGGAAGCCUUUGACUGACUACUGCCCCCCAGUUAAAGAAACCAUAGUUGAUUAACUUAUGAGUUUUAGUUGAUCGCUUAAUGAAAGCUGCUAUAUGUAUGAGAAAAGAACAAAGUGCUUUUUUAAAAAAUAUUGUCUUUGAGUUUGGAGCAGGUUUUUGGAAAACUUGUGGUCUUUCAGAGUUUGUUGGCUCUCCAUUAUCCAGGCUCCUGGGAACUGGAGGCCAGCAAACUCAGGAUGGCCACAGGUUCAUCAACUUUGGUUAGUGGAUGCAUGUGUGGAUCACAGCAGACUCCCUCAUAAAGGCGGCCUUCUCCCUCUUCUCCCACACAGCCAAGAGCCUAUCUAGUCCAGGAUUCCAUUUUUACAGUGGCUGGCUAGAUGCCUAUGGGAAGCCUGCAAGCAGAACAAGAGUGUGAGAUCCCUCUCCACACUUGUGAGUCUCAGCUUUAAGCUUUAUUCAUAAGCAUCUUACCUCUGAUAAUGGAGGCAGAAUAUAGCCUUAUUCUCAUGAAUUUAUCUAAUCCUCUUUUAAGGCUGCCCUCUAUGCCCUGGGUCUAGUCCUGGGUAGUUGAUACCAGUUAAAGAGCAUAUAUGUGAAAGAAUGUUUUUUUGUCCUGCCAAGCCUCACUUCGCGCUGGCCUACUUUGAAGUGCAUUUGCCAUUUUGCUUUUUAUGUUUUGCCUGUGCUGAGCAAUUCGUUAUCAGCAAACUUUUCUACCUCACUGAUCACCCUUAAUUCUUGAUGGUUUAUGAACAACUUAAGAAGCACAAGUCCCGGUUCCAGUUCUUGGGGUCUCCUUUCUAUAUCACUCCAUAGGGAGAACAGUCCCUGUAUUCCUGCUCGGCUUCCUGUUUUGUUCUGAUCCAGAAGAGGUCCUCUCCUCCUUUUCUACUAUUGCUAAGCUUGCUAAGGAAUCUUUGGUGACAGACUUCACAAAAAUCUUUAGCAAAACUACACAGUGUUGAUGGCUCAAGCACCUCACCCUCUAAGCUUAUUGACUCUCAAAGAACUCUGAAAGGUUAGUGAGACUAUUGCAGAAAUCGUGCUGGUUUUGCUUCAGCAAGACUUAACUCUUCUAUAUGCUUGCCAAUUCUGUCUCUAGUAAUGCUCUCCACCAGUUUUCCUGAAACAGAUGUUAAUCACCCAGAUUCCCCCUGGAUCCCUUUUGGAAAAUUAGUGUUACAUUCUGAAAUGGUGCUUGACACCUGCAGUAUUUUUAAGUACUUACAUUUAAACAAUGUUUAAAAUGUUAAAUCUUCUGAUCAGUUACAUGGGGGACUCUUUAAUCAAUCAAAAUGUUCUAAUUAAUCAGUCUGAUUAAUUUAUUGGAUGCCACAAUCUGUCUUUAAAAAGUGCCGAGAUCACUUGGGGAACAAAAUGAUGAUUGCAACGAGAUGUGUGUGUCUGUGUAUAAUACACACAUUUGAAAAAACGAGGAUGAAAUUUCAUUCUCUUUUCCCUCUUCUACUCUGGAGGACAGAAUGCCUCUCCUCAGGGUUGACCCAAGACAUUUUGCUGCCUGAGACAAAGGAGAAGAUGGUAUCCUCCCCACACUUCCACAUGCAGAAGCCAAACAGCACUAGUAGCUAAAUCUUACUUGAAUAUUGGCAAGACUAUAGCCAGUUGUGUGGCUCACACAGCUCUUGUCUCGAAAGGGGGCUCAGGAGGAGCAGCCAUGAGGCUGCCCCACUGCCCCCCAGUAUCUGCCACCUGGGACAGUUUCCUAACGCUGCCUCAUGGUCAGUCUCAAUCUUGCCUGUCCUCAAGUGCUUUUAGUUGAUUAAUCAAGGUCGUAGUCCUGUGCUGCCAGCCACGGCAGAGCUCAGUGGAGGAAGAAGCCAGCCAAACCCGGGGGGACUUGUCUGAAGGCAGAGUCCAUAUGCAAGGUCUGGUCUAUCUCAGUUCACAUAGUCAGACGAUCCAGGGGUCAAGAAAGCUGAGGUUCUGAAGUCACGAGAAGCAAGAAGCAGCCCAGUCUGGCCAGGAACAACAAAUGUUGUUUCCAGCAACUGGCUGAGGCUGGAAGUCGUGCUUAAGAAAGCUGGAGCCUGCUGGUUCUCAUCAGGAGCAAGGAGGCUGAUCAGCAGCAGGAGGAGUCACUUCACCUUCUGCUCAUUCAGGCUGCUGCUCAGCAGGUGAAGCCAACUCCUGCCAUGACAGUCAAGCAUGGUUGAAAGCAUAAGCACACUUUCCAGGGAAUAUAUUCCACUCCAGGAGGGCCCUACCAUUAGGCGGAGUGAAGCAGCCACUUGAGGCAGCAAGAUUUGGGGUGUCACGAAAAGGCAGCAAAUUGUUAGCUAAUUAAUUAAUUUAUUAUAAUUGUAACUAUAUUUCAGGGAGAGGAAGAGGGGCUUGUAGCAUUUUCUACCUCAUGCGCCAACAUUCCAGUGGGGUGGGGUAAAUUUUCUGCUGUUCCUCAGGCAGCAAAGUGCCUGGCCUGAACCCAUUGAAACCAAUGAAAUUUACUUCUGAGUAAUACUUGCAAUUGUACUGGAAUAUUUAUUUCAUCAGCUGAUAGCCCUAAUUUCUAGCUUUCAGUUAACCCUGAACAGGUUGCUGCUGCUGUUUUUUCAAAAUGAGUGUCCUAUCUCAUUCCUAUUAGCUAUCAACCAUUUUGAAUUAAAACUCUUUUCCCCUGGAGACUUUCCUCUUUCGCCAGCCAGUUCCAUGAGGGGAAGAAGUUCAACAGGUGCCCCUUUCCCAAACUGUACUGACACAGAAUAGCCCUGCAGAGUAGGGGGGAAGCCCUCUUUCCCCUUAACAGCGUUGUCAACUUUUUAAUGGUUUUGCUCCUGUGCCUCUAAGGGCAACUUGAUGUGGAAAAGUGAAGCCAACAAAAGCUUUUCCUCAGCUGGAGAGAGUGGAGGAGAAAGCUUUGCCUGCUUAAUUUUUGUCCUGAGGUACAGGACAAAAGGUCAGUAAAAACAUAAAAGGGUGGAGACCUGGCCCUCCUGAUGCAAAUGUAGGUUUGCCAACCUUUUUGACAAGGUUCCUUUGUCUUUAACAGAUAUAUAGCAUACAGAAUUCCCCCCAUCACAACAGGUCAGCCAAAAAGUUUCUCCUUCAGAGUUUGGGCGUGGUGGUGACUGAAUGAAGUCCCAAUGCCAAUAUUUUGCAAUCUGAAUUCUAGAGAUUUGUACUUUUGACCAUUUUCAUUAGUCUAAACUAGCCUUCCGCAACCUAGUGCAUUUCUAGUCUUUUUUUUGGACAGCACAGCUGAUGGCAAUUGUAGUUCAAGACUUCUGGGGUGGGGCAGGGGGCACCAGGUUGGGGAAGACUGAGCAUAAGAAAACUGGAAAGCUCUGCUGAUGAAGCCUAGCUUCUCUCACAUAGUUUUGUUCUUUCUAUGGGUCAUUAAGAAAAAAUUGAGGAAACCAAUUUCCUGAAAUACUUCUCUCACAUCUGAAUAUAUAAACUUGCUAACCGUUUCUUUCCAAAAUAUGUGCCUCAUUUGUAUCUGCAUGGUUAUGUUCCACAUGGGUCCUAUUGAUCUUUUUUCUGAGUCCUAAAAGCAAGAUUUGUACUAUGGAUCUGUCCCAAAUCUCCUCUCCCUCCACCCCAAAAAUAAAUGCAACAUUAUUAUUUUUUUC
Podarcis lilfordi (Lilford's wall lizard) is the source of this 7351-nucleotide messenger RNA. NCBI's taxonomy places the organism in Eukaryota, Metazoa, Chordata, Lepidosauria, Squamata, Lacertidae. The record is from the annotation of a GenBank genome assembly.